Messenger RNA from Microsporum canis CBS 113480, 354 nucleotides. Its product is annotated as prefoldin subunit 2. Lineage: Eukaryota; Fungi; Ascomycota; Eurotiomycetes; Onygenales; Arthrodermataceae. Gene Ontology annotation, molecular function: protein folding chaperone. Gene Ontology annotation, biological process: protein folding. Gene Ontology annotation, cellular component: prefoldin complex; cytoplasm. The transcript has 4 exons. The coding region runs from base 1 to 354 and encodes 117 amino acids. The record is from RefSeq and is a predicted model, not a curated record.
AUGGCUACGCAACAGGUUGACCCGAAGAGGCAGCAGGAGCUGCAGAUGCAAUACUCCAAUUUCAAAACUACCCUCCACCAACUCGCACAGAAAAUAGGCGAUAUAGAAACCGAAGCCGAAGAACAUAAGCUCGUAAUGGAAUCGCUACAGCCCCUCCCACUAGAUCGAAAAUGCUUCCGAAUGAUUAAUGGGGUGCUAGUCGAGAGGACGGUAAAGGACGUGAUUCCCUCGCUGAAAACGAAUGCAGAUGGGCUUAAACAGGUUCUUGACGAGUUGAUGAAGCAGUAUAAGAGUAAACAGGAUGAGAUGGAUAAUUGGAAAAAGAAGAAUCAUAUUCAGGUUGUGCAGCAAUGA